CACAGACACGAAAUAUCGACAAAUUCAACUCGUUUGCUUUCGCUACCUGUUUUCGAGCACCAUUUCAAUAGUUGGGGGUCAAAUAUCGCAUAUAUAUUGGUUUUCAAAGACAAGCUAAUUGUUUUUACAAGUGAUGAUGAUCCCGAACCAGCAUUUACAUUGUGUAAUAAGACAAUUGAUUAAUAUUAAUGUACCAGCAUGUCCCAUAAACAUAUGAUAACAUCUUAUAACCAAUAAUCAAGGAUGCCUUUCAAUACAGUAUUUUUACAAUAACACGUAACGAAAGAGAGCGGUUCGCUGCACUUGGUCGCCUUUAGGUCUCAAAAUGUUUUUCUUGUUAACAUAACUUUAAAUCCAUAGAAUUACACAGCCACUGUGCUUGGAAAAACUUAAACGCUGUAAAACAUAGGAUCAAGCUACUGUACUUGUCACUUGACACUGGAUAUCUUACCGUGAAUAGCAAGUACGAGGACUAUGGUACCGUAACACCAUUUCAUUUUUACAUUUUUUACUUUGGAAAAUUAAUACGGAUCAGUGAUGACUCGUUGAUCUAGACUACUAACACUAGUCACUAGUCACCUUAACAAUACGUUUUUCGGUAAAAUGCGCCUUGGUAUGAUGGAUGGAUAUAUAGCACGACGACUAAACAAGAAACUCCUUCUGCUGUUCAUGAUUGCAGCCAUCGUACUAUACCUGCAGUCGAAGACAGAAAAUACUGGGACUAAGAUCGUCGGACCAAGAAUGUCCAAAUAUUACAAACAUGCAAACCAGAUAUCGUCCACAACAGAAUCGUUCUCGCCCAAUAAAACCACACUCCUUAACGCCACAUUGAACCUCCAAUUACAAUUCAUAUCACUCAGUGCCAUCUAUAACAUCUCUCUGAUCCUUCUGGACCCGACCAUAAUCAACAACAGCAUGGUGUCAACACAUAACCUGAAGGAGGACCUCAUCAACAAAGCCAUUGUCUCCUAUGGCAUCAAUCGUGACGAUUUGGCUGGAACUAAAUUGGAGACAUUCAUUCGCACUCUAUCUCGUAACAAAUACCACACAACAGUCGUAAAAGACAGAGACCAGAAUGUCAACCAUAUAUUCUUAACGACAUCAGUGCCAUCUAUCAGCAAGUGGAUUCACAUAGCCAUAAUAUAUAACAGACACGGUAGAUAUUACUGGAUAGGGCC
This is a messenger RNA of Owenia fusiformis, 1178 nucleotides long. Lineage: Eukaryota; Metazoa; Annelida; Polychaeta; Sabellida; Oweniidae. The record is from the annotation of a GenBank genome assembly.